Anolis sagrei ordinatus is the source of this 1654-nucleotide messenger RNA. Lineage: Eukaryota; Metazoa; Chordata; Lepidosauria; Squamata; Anolidae. The record is from RefSeq and is a predicted model, not a curated record.
AAAAAGAAAGGCAAAGCCUGGUUUGCUGUCAGAAAAGUUUAUGGUGACUUCUGAAGUUGCGCCGUCCGUUAUUGGGCAGGAGCUUUGCAGGAAAGGAAGCCGAGGCAUUUCCUGGAAGUCUUGGAGCAGAAAGGCCUUUCCGAGAGAGAAAAGAAGAACCUAAGAGAUGGAGGUGGUGGAGGCCAUCCUAACUGCGUCCAAGGCCAUCUACGGCCAGGCCCAAGAGAUGCGCUACUGCAAGCGGCAGAAGGAGCGCCUGGUGGAGCGCCUGGAGGUGCUCGAGCGGCCCAUCCGAUCCCUCCAGACAGAGGCCCAGCUCUCCGAGGACCUGCGGUGGAUGCUGGAGAAGAUGCUGCCCCUCCUGCGGGAAGCCCAUGCCUUCCUGGAGAAGUGCAACGCCCAGAAGAAGCUGGAGAGGUUCCUCAAGGCUGGAGGCACCUUGGAGAAGUUGGCAGAGAUCAAUCAACGCCUGGGGUACCUGGGAGAAGGGCUGUUGCUGCAGACGCAGGUCGAGAAGAAGGUCCAGGACGCCUUCCAGAAGAGCCGGAUCUGCAAGGAAGGCAGCCAGGACCUCGCCGAAGACAAGGUCGCCCUCAAGGAGAUGCUUACAGAAGAAAAACCUGACCUUCCCAUGGAUAUUCGGGUGAUCGAAAAGGAACGGCUCACCCGCGGAGAGCUCAUCAGGCAAACCGAUAAGUACCAUCUGUUCAAAGGGGAAUACUACAAAUCUCCGGUGGCCAUUAAGGUCUUCAAGAACCCCCAGACCUGCAACACACAGAAAGUGAGGAAAAUCUUUGAGGAAGAGAUCAGGACCUUGAAGAAGCUGGAAUCCCCUUACAUCCUUCGCAUGUACGGCAUCUGCAUCAACGGGGCAGGUCUAAUCCCCGAAUACUCCAUAGUCAUGGAAUAUUGCGAAAAGGGCUCUUUAAGGGAAGUCUUGAAGAAGGAGCCGGGCUUAUCCUGGGACGUCCGCACAGAGAUGGCUUCGGACGCUGCGGCUGGAUUGUACAGGUUGCAUCAAGUGGGUGACAAGGGACAGCUGCACCGCUGCAUCAACAGCGCCAACUUCCUAGUUGCCAAAGGCUACUGCGUCAAGCUGUCUGGAUUCAAACUGGAGCAAACAGAGUCCUCCAUCAGUGGGAAAAUCAAGGACAACACUCCCAAAGAAGUGGCUUCUUCCGCUUACGUCUGCCCCGAAGGUCUGGCCUCGCUGAACCACACCUACAACCAGGCCAGUGAAAUAUACAGUUUUGGCAUCGUCCUUUGGGAGAUCGCAACCGGCAGGAUCCCAUUUGCAGGCUGCACUUCAGAGGAGAUCCGCAAGAAGGUUCAUGAAUUAAAAUACCAGGAGCCUUUGGGGGACGAUUGCCCGCCUUACCUGGAGGAGGUCAUCAACCAAUGCCGAGCCUUUGAGCCGUCUGAGCGUCCAUCCGCUGAAGACAUUGUCAACCGGCUCCUGGUCAACCGAGAAGGAAGCAACGGGGCUUUAGCCCUUUGAGAAGGAGAACGGCAUUCAUUGUAUUCUCUUCCUUCUGAGCAAAAGCCUUUUCUGAUGGAAAACCUGCCUUUGGGGUUUUGUUUUGGUUAAUAUAGAAUUAUUUUGAUUGAGGGUUUUUCAACUGAUCCCAGAAUAAAAGUUUUAGUUGUAAUUGAA